Lathyrus sativus (Indian pea) is the source of this 1560-nucleotide messenger RNA. Lineage: Eukaryota; Viridiplantae; Streptophyta; Magnoliopsida; Fabales; Fabaceae. The record is from the annotation of a GenBank genome assembly.
AUGGAUCAACUUGAAACUUUAUCCACCAAUAAUUCUCUAGUUUUUCCACUCAUCACCACCUUAAUCAUUUCUUCAAUACUAAUAAUUUUUUUCACUAGUAUUUUCCCAUAUCUCACAUCAUGUUUCCACAAACUUUUUAGUACUAGUCUCUUUUGUAGUUGUGAAAUUUGCCAAGCUUAUCUAACUUCAAGUUGGUCAAAAGAUUUCAACAAUCUUUGUGAUUGGUAUACUCAUCUUCUACAAAAAUCACCAACAAAAACCAUCCACAUACAUGUCCUAAGAAACACAAUAACAGCAAAUUGUGAAAACCUCGAGUACAUACUCAAAACAAACUUCGAAAACUACCCAAAAGGAAAACCUUUCUCAACAAUCCUUGGAGAUUUUCUUGGCCGUGGCAUCUUCAACGUGGAUGGUGAAUUAUGGAAGUUUCAAAAGAAGAUGGCAAGCUUAGAACUCAACAAAAACUCCAUAAGAUCCUUCGCUUUUGAAGUUGUCAACAACGAAAUCCAUCACCGUCUCAUCCCUCUACUCAAAAACCAAAACGACGUAGUUUUGGAUUUGCAAGACGUUUUCAAGAGAUUCUCUUUUGAUAGUAUUUGCAGAUUUUCCUUCGGUUUAGACCCUAUGUGUUUAGAAAAAUCACUACCCAUGUCGGAUUUCGCUCUUUCUUUCGAUUUAGCGUCAAAAUUAUCAGCAGAAAGAGCCAUGGUUGUGUCUCCCUUAAUAUGGAAAAUCAAAAGAUUCUUCAACAUGGGUAGUGAGAAAAAGUUGAAAAAAAGCAUCAACAUCAUUAACAUGUUGGCAAAGGUUGUUAUAAACCAAAAAAGAAAAAUGGGUUUUUCUAAUCAUCAAGAUUUGUUAUCAAGAUUCAUGAGUACGACAAUUCACGACGACAUGUUUCUUAGAGACAUAGUCAUAAGUUUCUUGUUAGCCGGUCGUGACACCGUGGCAUCAUCACUCACAAGUUUCUUUUGGUUACUAUCAAAAAACCGUGAAGUGGAGUCAGAGAUUUUGUUAGAAGCUGAACGAGUAAUAGGCGUAGGAAACAACUUUGGUGUAACGAAUUUCGAGCAACUUAGCAAGUUACAUUAUUUACAAGCUGCAGCAUAUGAGAGUAUGAGGCUUUAUCCACCGAUUCAAUUUGAUUCCAAAUUUUGUUUGGUGGAUGAUGUUUUACCAGAUGGUACAAAGGUGAAAAGUGGAACUAGGGUUACUUAUCAUCCUUAUGCAAUGGGUAGGUUAGAGGAAUUAUGGGGGGAAGAUUGUUUGGAGUUUAAGCCUCAAAGGUGGUUGAAAGAUGGUGUGUUUCAACCUACAAAUCAGUUCAAGUAUCCUAUUUUUCAAGCUGGGUUGAGGGUUUGUAUUGGUAAAGAAAUGGCUUUGAUGGAACUUAAAAGUGUGGCAAUUUCUUUGCUUAGAAAGUUUCGUAUUGAAUUGGAGGAAACAUCAACAACAGCCUUGGGUUGUGAUAAUCCUAGAUUCUCUCCUGGUCUUACUGCCACUUUUGCUUUUGGUCUACCUGUGUUUGUUCGUGAAAGAGGGACCAAUUGUGAAGCAUAG